CGUGUCUGAAAAUAAGUUCAGUUUUAUGAAGCCAAUGGAAUAUGGAGAAAGAUUCAGUAAUUCCUUUUCUGUAGUGACUUACAAUGUCUCUGUAGUACUAGGUGUACUAAAAUGAAAUGAGAUUCCUGGCAUGUUUUUUUAAAUAAUAGCUGUUGGGCAUUGGCACUGAUGCCCAAACUCCGGAAACAACUGGAAGCAUUGUGUGGGUUUCAGUUGCUAAAAUCUUGCUAAUGUGAUGGCAUAAACUAGUUUGGAUUGAGUCAUGGGUAUCAGCAAUGGUGAUUGAUAGUAUUACAGUGACGCCAUGGGAAUCAGCUGUAUCGUGCAUCAGAAGUUUAUAUUUCUUCUACGUUUGCAAUGGUUUCCCAUUGAGUGGAUCAUGAUGAACAUACUUUAGGGACUUGCCAUAGUAUGGCUGCUUCUCGAUCUACUCGUGUUACAAGAUCAACGGUGGGUUUAAAUGGUUUGGAUGAAAACUUUUGUGGUCGAACAUUAAGAAACCGUAGUAUUGCUCAUCCAGAGGAAGUUUCACCCCAUCCUCAAGUAAGAUCAAGGUCACCAAAGAAGAGACCAGAGUCUGUGCAAGCUCAGAAGGGAAGUAACGGGGGAAGAACUACUGACUUGAAACAGCAGAGUGCUCGGGAAUCAUGGGUGAGCCCUAGGAAGAGAGGGCUGUCUACUUCAGAAAAAGAUAAUACUGAUAAACAAACUGUGGAAAAUUGUGAAAAAAGACAAGCAGAACCUGUAUCACCAGUUUUGAAAAGACUUAAGCGUUGUCUGCGUUCAGAGGCACCCAAUAGUUCAGAAGAGGACUUGCCUACUAAAACAGAGAAGGAAUCAUUGGAGCGUAAAAGCUUAGUGUCGGACAAUGAUGCAGUCUCUCCAGGGACUAAGCGAGCUUGUCGAUGUCUUGUAUUGGAUGAUUGUGACAAAAGGGAAGUUAAAAAGGUGAAUGUCUGUGCGGAAGGAUUUAAUAACUCUGCAAUAGUUGAGGAGAUUGCCGGCUAUCAGACUGUCAAUGGAGUUGGUGAGAGAGACUCAAAUUCUCUAAACUGUGAUGACUGUCAGCUUGAUGGGAACGCUAAGCAAAACAGUGCUGGUUCCUGUAUGCCCAAGGACAAAACAGUAGCAGAAAAUGGAAAUGCAUUUGCCCGUUCUUCGUUGUUGCUUAAUAGCAGCAAGGAGGACAGUGUCGUAGACCAUUAUGUGCCUUGCACAAACUCUCAAGAACAGGUAAAGUUAGAGGACCACAAAAUAAUAAAUGACUGCUUGCCUGAGGAGCAUGCUAAUCAGGCAAAUGAGCCAGCUACAGGGUCCUUUUCUGAAAUCCAGUCAUCUUUGUUAAGGGAUUCUGAGGAGGAGGUAGAUGUCGUAGGAGAUAGUAGUGCCUCUAAGGAACAGUGUGCUGAAAACAACAAUCGCAACCCGAAUACUCAUCAUGAUAGUACAUCAAUCUCAGGUGAGCCUGAACCACAUUCUUCUGUGCUGGACUGUGUUUCAGCUCAAAUGACGUCUAUGUCAGAACUUCAAGAACACAGAUACACAUUGAGAACUUCACCACGAAGGCCUGUCCCUGCUAGAAGUAGUCCUACUAAAAAUAACUCUCCUUGUAGAGAAAACGGACAGGUUGAGGAAAAUAAUCUUAGUCCCACUGAAAAGAAUGUACCUGUAGGUAUUAAUAAUAUCAAUGGAUCUCCCAAAAACUCAGAAGAAGUUAAACAGAAUGAAAAAGAGAGGAAUUGUAACACUGGAGAUCAUGGGAGUGACGGACUAAGAAAGCCACUUUCUGAGGCUAGGCUUGUUGCUGGAUAUAUACCAUCUGCCAAAGAGAGUGCCAACGUCCACACUGCAGAGGAUGAGGAGGAAGAGCCUGAUGUGUAUUACUUUGAAUCAGAUCAUGUGGCAUUGAAACACAACAAAGAUUAUCAGAGACUGUUACAGACGAUUGCUGUACUCGAGGCUCAACGUACUCAAGCAGUUCAAGACCUUGAAAGUUUAGGCAAACACCAGAGAGAAGCCCUGAAAGAUCCUAUUGGAUUUGUGGAAAGACUCCAGAAGAAGGUUGAUAUGGGUCUUCCAUAUCCUCAGAGAGUUGUUCAGCUCCCUGAGAUUUCCUGGGACCAAUACACCACUAGCCUUGGAAACUUUGAGAGAGAAUUCAAAAACCGAAAGCGUAACAGUAGGAGAGUGAAGCUGAUUUUUGACAAAGUGGGUAUACCUGCAAGACCAAAAAGUCCUUUGGAUCCCAAGAAGGAUGGAGAGUCUGUUUCGUACUCUGUAUUGCCUUUAAGUGAUGGUCCAGAAGGUUCUACAAGCAGUCGUCCACAGAUGAUAAGAGGGCGACUUUGCGACGAGACCAAACCCGAAACUUUUAACCAGCUGUGGACUGUAGAAGAACAGAAAAAACUUGAGCAAUUACUUUUGAAGUAUCCACCAGAGGAAGUAGAGUCCCGACGGUGGCAGAAGAUAGCUGAUGAGCUGGGAAAUAGAACAGCAAAGCAGGUUGCCAGUAGGGUGCAAAAAUAUUUUAUAAAACUGACUAAAGCUGGUAUUCCAGUUCCAGGAAGAACUCCGAACUUAUAUUUAUACUCCAAAAAGUCAUCAAGUAGACGGCAGCACCCUUUAAAUAAACAUCUUUUCAAACCUUCAACUUUCAUGACAUCCCAUGAACCUCCAGUUUAUAUGGAUGAAGAUGAUGACAGAUCCAGCUUUCACAGCCAUAUGGAUACUGCAGCAGAAGAGGAAGUAUCGGAUGAAGAGAGUAUUCCAAUAACAUAUCGAGAGUUACCUGAAUACAAAGAACUCUUAGAGUUUAAAAAAUUGAAGAAGCAGAAACUCCAGCAGAUGCAUGCAGAAAGUGGAUUUGUGCAGCAUGUGGGAUAUAAGUGUGAUAACUGCGGAAUUGAACCUAUUCAGGGUGUUCGGUGGCAUUGCCAAGACUGCCCUCAAGAAAUGUCCUUGGAUUUCUGUGAUUCUUGUUCUGACUGUAUAUAUGAAACAGAGAUUCAUAAGGAAGAUCAUCAGUUAGAGCCUAUUUACAGAGCAGAGACAUUUUUAGACAGAGACUACUGCAUGUCCCAGGGCACCAGUUACAAUUAUCUUGACCCAAACUACUUUCCAGCAAAUAGAUGACAUGGGAAGCAGAGCUACAAUCUUGGGCUUAACUAUCCUCUUUGAAAAAUAACAAUGGCACCAUUGUUAAUUCUGUGCACAUUUUGGAAAGACUUUCUGCUUUCCCUGAAAUGUCGCUCACAGCAUGACAGCUUCCUGGGUGUACUUGUCAAACUACAGCUUUGAACUGUCAUGGUUCUAGAUCACUGAACAGCAGCUGAACAUUCCUAGUGUGCAGAAGGUUUCACUGGGAGACUUUUCUUUCACCACGUUAGUCAUUUUUAGGUGGUGAAUCUAAAGAAAAAGAAAACCAUACAAAAGGGUGAGCCAGAAAUGAGAGCACACAUUAAAGAUAGAGUAAAUUCCAAAGGCUUUGAAGAACUUGGUUACAAUGAGAUCCAGAGGAGAUGAAGUAUUUAUAUAAAAACAGUUUAGUAGCUUGCAGUUUUGUUGUGAAAUAGUUUUCAGCACAGUAACUGACUUGUUUAGGCAAGGUUUAACCAAUGACAGUGUUUGCUUCUAGGAUGUACUCUAAAAAAUACUCACUGUCUCAGUGAUGGUUGGUUACAGGCCUUUAUUAAAUCGGAGCUGCUUAAUCACAUUGACUUUCAAAUUUUUUUUUUUUUUUUUUUUUUUUAACCACGAUGAACUCUAUUUACCAACAGUGAAGCACUACAGGGGGCAACUGUGGCAUUGCUUCCUUAACCAGCUCAUGGUGUGUGAAUGUUAUAAAAUUGUCACUCAGAUAUAUUUUUUAAAUGUAAUGUUAUAUAAGAUGAUCAUGUGAUGUGUACAAAAUAUGGUGAAAAGUGCCAGUGGUAGUAACUGUGUAAAGUCUCUAAUACUCAACAUUAACUCCUUUAAAAUAAAAUACACAGCCUUCUGCCUCUGUAUUUGGAGUUGUUAGUGCAACUCAUCAAAGAAAACUGCCUAAUAUAAAUCAUAUAUAUGGUAAUAAUUUUUCCUCUUUUGUAGUCUGCACAAGAUCCAUGAAAGAUUGUAUUUUUAUUACUAUUUAAACAGUGAUUAAAUUUAGCCUGAGCAGUGAGCAAGGGUUCACAUGCAUUCUUUUAUACUGCUGGAUUUUGUUGUGCAUCAUUUAAAACAUUUUGUAUGUUUCUUCUUAUCUGUGUAUACAGUAUGUUCUUAAAUAAUGUUCAAUUGUCAGGAGAACUGUGAGAAAUAAACUAUGUGGAUACAGUCUGUUUAUAUAGAGAAUGCUUGCCGUGACUUCCUUUCUGUGUAGUUUUGACUUUUUAAUCAAGAUGAAAAACAUAAAAAGUACAUUUUAAUGUCAUACAAGUCCUCACCGUGCAGACCUGUAAGAUGCCUAGCACCUUCCCCCACUGUUAAUUUCAGUGAGAACUAAAAUAUGCUUAGCCUCUUGCAGGAUUAACAUUUCAGUUUUCUCAUACCUUACUCAUAAACUAUUCUUUCUUCAGAUUACAGAAAAGUCGGACUUUAGUAGUACUGGUACGCUGUAUUAGCCAAAAAAUACAUCAAUGUCUGAGAAGUUUUGUAAUUAUUGUGACAUAUUUUUAGUUAAUAUAUUUUUUACUGAAAUGUAUAGCUUGUGAUUCAGAAACAUUGAUUAUUUUUUAACUGUAAUAGAUUUCCAAUUGCUUUAAAACUUGAAUAUUCAGAGCAAAUAGCUAUAAAAGGAACUAAUUGGGCUUAAAAAUAUGGUAAUAAGAAGGGUAAUUGCCUGGCUGCACCUAAUAACUUUACUUAUAACCUGAUUGGUAUUAAUUUUCACAGUAAUAUUCAGGUGUAGACAUUUUUGGCUUUAGAGGAAAGUUUAAGCAGUUAAUCUAUUUAGAAGGUAAUACUUUACAGUUACUAAAACACUGAGUGAUGUAUCAUCUGUAAACAUAUCUCGCAUAUCUCAUAGGCUUAGAGAAAUUUAAUAAACCUUAAAAAAUACAACACAAACAUUCAGAUUUAUUUCAGUUUUCUCUUUAAUGGAAAAAGAUACCGCUCCAAGAGACUCUCUAGUACUAUUAAAAACGUGUUUUCCAACUCAUUCAUGCUGUUUGUAAGAAAGCAGACCUGAUGAAGAUUUAUUAUUCGGGAGAAUCUGUAAUAAUGCUUGUUUUCUGUUGAUUUCCUGAAAAAAUUAUUGGAGGAAAACAUACUAAGUACUUCAGUGAAGAUAUGCUUAAAUGCAGAUAUGUAAUCAUAACUUUAGGACAGCUUAGGAAAAGCAAAAGAAGAUGAUUUUUUUUGAAUGAGAUUGGAAGGAGAAGGAGAACUUCAAACUGAAUUAUCUAGGAAAGAAGUGUCUUGGAUAUGUCCAUUUUUACUGAAUAUGUAUAAAUGCAUGCAUAUACAGCUAUUUCUCUUGCAUACAUUAUGAACAAGUGCAAAUAGUAUCUAGUGCACAUGCAACCAAUCAAGCACAGGGUUUUUUUUGUUUCUUUCCACAGAAAGGGCCAGGAGAAGCAGAAAGAAAAAUUAAACUGGAAAUGUAUGUAAAAUAACUUUGUAAGUGAUUUUUUUUUUAAUUAGCAGCUGAUUAUUACCUUUGUUCCCAUUCUGUGCAAGUAUGAUAUUCCAUACGUUUUUUAAACUUAUGUUGUAAUUAGAAGUAAUAAAAAUACUGAACUACCCAGAUGAAUUUGCAGCUUCGUGGUAACUCCAGAAUCCUUUAAUUUCUGGAAAAAUACAAGACAUCUCCUAGUGCUUCAAAGCUAAGAUUAGAAAAACCUGCCUUUUCAAGCUGAUACGUUCUGAAAGUCUCUUGCUCAAAGUUGAUGUACUGCAGACGCUACUCGUCACUGAAUGGCACUGUUCUGGAGUUGGAAAUGCAUUCCUAGAGCAUCAGAGGUAAACUUAGGACACAAGCAAGGAGGAGCGUCCAGGAUAUAAAGGAUAAGAACAUACCUAAAACAGUCCCUUGAUGAAUAAUUGAAUUAGUGCUUACUGGGCAAAAUGCCAAGGAAGAGGAAAAAAAAGGAAGAAUCCGCUCUGAAUGGAAAAAGGACAUAUUUUGCAAGCAUGCUGGUUUGAUCUAUAUUUUCAAAUGAUGUACUGUGCUUUAAGAAGGAUUAAACCCCACGUACACUGUAACAGAAAUCAUUACUCCUCACUUUUGUACGUUUUAUUUGUAUUAUAUCUUCGUUACAAGAAAGAUAACUUUAAAAAUACAAAUCUGCCCCAUAAAGUACCACUUUGACAGAAAGAGCGAUCAUGCAACCACUUCAACUGUGAAGUUAUCCAGUAGUUCAGUAAGAGGAUGCAGUUACUUUACAGGAAUGUCAAACAAGCUUUUAGAUAGCUAUCAGUGUACCAAAAAACCUACACACUAUUUUGGUUAACUUAACAGAAAUAUGAUACGAUUUUUACAGACUUUUUUGCAGAUAUUGUAGAUAAGUGACCUAUUAAAAAUGCAAGCAAUAUGAAUCAAAUAAUCCCUGACCUUUUUUUUUUUUUUUUUUUUUUUUUUUUUGCUCUCAGUUUCAAGGUUUUGGCAAUGUCACUACAAGGCAACGGAUGCUGAUCUUAAAUUUGCAUUUGAAAUACUUAUGAAGUAUGAUAGAAGGACUUCUUAAUACGUUCUGGUUCAUGGUCAAUUUCGUAUAUAAAUUUCAACUAAUAAAACUAUUAACGUGGAUAACUGGAUUGCACAUUUAACUGCACUAUAUAAUCAUUUUCACCUCAGCCCACAAACUGGCAAGUCACUAUAGUAUCCAAA
Molecule: messenger RNA, 6805 nt
Organism: Struthio camelus australis
Lineage: Eukaryota; Metazoa; Chordata; Aves; Struthioniformes; Struthionidae
Source: RefSeq, a predicted model, not a curated record